AUGUCCGACUUCACCAGAGUAAAGAUCCUCUACACCCUCAACUCGUCCUCCCAGCUUCUACUCGCCCGCACGCGUAUCCCCUCUCACAUAAUACCACAGCAACAACUCUCCAGUCCAUUUCUUAUCGUCCCCCUCUCCCACAUCCUCAGUACCAUCCUCCACCGCUCGCCCGAGCUCACCGCUGACCCUGGGAGGGACUGGUCCGUUUAUGCCCUGGAUCCACGUGAGUCGCGUCGCUCUGGAGGGGGAUCGAUAGGGGGAGGGGGUGUGAUGGAGGGCCGUGGACUUCUGAGCUGGGUCAUAGCAGGGGAGGAGGAGGUUGUGGGUCGCGUCGGCGACGGAGGGGAGGUAGAAGUUGGUCUGCGAUUACAAGAGACGAAAGCCAUCACCCAACAGGCACAUCAUGCUGCGCUGGCGGUGCUCACCCGCUCUCCAGCACCAGGCACGCCCAACCCCAACUCAGUGCAACCGGGUCACACUGCCUCCCCGUUCUAUGCGCACGCCCUGCGUCCCCCAACAUCAUCCCCCUUAGGGAUGACCAACGCUUACCCUUCACCGUUAACAAGCUCGGUCCCCACUCCGGAACUGCCUUCCGUUCCCAACGUACCUUCAACCCAGAAACCACAAACGAAGGAAGCAUCCAGGAAACGACCUCCCCGUCAGGCACUUGCACCCCUCCGCACGCAGAGCUUACGUGUCCAAGAUGGACCAGUAAAGCAGUCCGGCUCUUCUCCCGUCCAUCCACCGACCCCUUUACCUACUAUUCCAGCCGCUGCAAGCAAGCUCCCGGAGCUUCACCUGCCUCUCAAGCAAGACCAGCGAGGACCAAUGAUCAAGUGCGAGCCGUCCCCAGAGCCGUCUCCUCUUGUGAGCCCCAAACUCGUGCCUGUGCAAGAGCGAGUGGACGCAGUAUUAGGAUUGGGACUCGCACUUCCCCGCGCGUCUCAGCCUCCUCCUGCAGCACCGUCUCCCCAACCCAGGGAAGAACAGCAAGUUCCUGCUGCACCCCCAACAUCCUCGGCAGUAGCAACUGCAGCGAAAGCAGCUAGCUUGCCCCAAGGACCUAUCCCUCCCGAAGCUCUGAAGAACAUUGCGGACCUGUUGCAGAAAGAGAACAGCCAAGGAUUGUUGACCGCGCUCGCGGGUUUCUUAGGUGUCGUGGGCCAGAGUCCCGACGCGAAGCAGCCUGAGACUGCAGCUAGUGGGAGGACGAAGUCCUUGCCCCCCGCAGGGAAGGAGCAGAAACAGUCGACUCAAACAGGUGGGAAGAAGAAAAAGGACGAGACGAAGGAGAGGGAGAACAAGGAGAAUUAUCGGCCUGCUCAGCCUGCACUUGUCAUGUCGAAAGACGGCCCGUGUUCGAAUUGUGGUCGGGUUGUCACUACUGUCUGGAGGCGACCUAAGGGUGUGGAAGAAAGCGAUGCCGCCGGACAGCUGUUGUGUAACGCAUGCGGGAUAUACCAGAAGAACAAUGCUAUGCCUCGGCCGCGACGGAUGUGGGGCGACCCGGAGGGCCUGCCAAAAGGCCGCAAGAGGAAACACGCUCCUUCCUCUGCCUCUGCUCCCCUGCUCGGGUCGGCCUGUGCCGUCUCUGGCCAUGCAAUGCCUGGCGACUCCUCCCUCCAUCCUUCAUCUGACCCAGCGGGACCUUCCAACGGAGUGCUCAUCCACGUCCAGGGCGAUGGGCGGAAACGUCGAAAGCGGACAAUGAUCUACGACCCGGAGAUGGCGCGUGUCGAGCGAGAAGGAUACUUCGGCCGAGCGGUCAAGGCUGUUCAGGAGGAAGAAGAGCGCAAGAAGGCUUCCCAGCUUGUGGACGACGUUGCGCGAGCUCUGGGAGGGUUGAACGAUCUUGCUGAGGGGCAGGACCUCAUGCCUGGUAGCGAAAUGGAGGUGGAAGGUAUGAUAGAUGGAAGAGAGGGAGUGCUUCGUGAGCUUGAGCGGAGAACGCAGAAGGAGAGGGAGAGAGUGGUCAUCGAACUGGACGACGAUGGGGAGAUCGUCACCCCUUCUGCGACUGAGACGCCCCUGCCAGCGACGCAGAAGUCUGCCAACACAGAUAACACUUCUACCUCAAUUGGCGAGGAGCAAGAGUUGGACGCCGAGCCCAGGUCUCCCAAGUCUGUCCGGAUGCAAGACCCAGAGCCAGCACCGGAGACGCCGUACAUCGGUGCUCUGCCUGAAGGGGGGUCACUUUUCACUCCCGCCUCUGCACUCCGCUCCUCUUCCUCCCUCGCUUUGGUCGGCCACUCAAGUUCCUCCAUCCCGGACGCGCCUACUUCCCCCAGUCCUAACCCAAGCCAGCAGAGGGCAUGCUGUAUCCCCACCCUCCGCUUGCCGCCUCAGCUCCGCCUGCCAGUGGAAGAGGGGGAAAGCCCGCUCGUCCCCCCCAGUUCCCCUCCAGGCGUGGGACAGAGAUUUGACUUCUCGGGAUUGCCACCCAGCUCACCGGUGUUGCUUAUGGACAAAGAGGAUGAGGAUGUGGAUGAACUGGACCUGACCCCUCCUGGAGAUGCGAUGGAAGGUCCGGGAGAGGAAGAGCUCCAGAGGCAGGAGCAGGGUCAGCAAGGUCAGGAGCAGGGUGAAGAAGAGACUCGAUCAAGCGUCAUCGACCGCGCAGAUGCCGACGAUCUUGCCCGUUUCCUCCAGGGGGAGAUGAGCAGCGAAGCGAUCGAAAAGCUGUUCAUGGUGUCCGAGCAUCGGGCCUCUCCAGUGAAGCACACCAGUCAUGUACAGCAGGAGGUCGACUACUCGCAGCUGCCGUUCAACUUCCCCUUGGACUACGGUAUGUUUGGUCCUGCUGGAGGAGCGGAGAGCAGCGCGGUCUCUCCGGCGCAUGAGGUGCCCAGUAUGCUUGGGCACGGUAUGGGCGAGUACAGCUCUGAGGCUACCCUCGCUGUCACUUCCGUCACGGGGAUGGAGCUCGAGAUGUACGGGGAUGCGAAUGGCGGAGAGUACGACUUCAACAAGGAGUUUGGGGAGGUGAUGAAGGAGCUUGGAAUAUCUGGGGGGUUCCACAACGAGGACGCUGGGAAUGUACAUGACCCGCAUUCGAUGGAGAUGAGCGCUGAGACGCUCGAGGAGAUCUUCAGGACGCUGAAUGGAGAUAUGGGCGUGCUCGUCUAACCGACU
This is a messenger RNA of Dacryopinax primogenitus, 3132 nucleotides long. RefSeq lists its product as uncharacterized. Lineage: Eukaryota; Fungi; Basidiomycota; Dacrymycetes; Dacrymycetales; Dacrymycetaceae. Gene Ontology annotation, biological process: rDNA heterochromatin formation; silent mating-type cassette heterochromatin formation; regulation of transcription by RNA polymerase II. Gene Ontology annotation, molecular function: sequence-specific DNA binding; zinc ion binding. The transcript has 5 exons. The record is from RefSeq and is a predicted model, not a curated record. The coding region runs from base 1 to 3126 and encodes 1041 amino acids.